Messenger RNA from Miscanthus lutarioriparius, 1584 nucleotides. Lineage: Eukaryota; Viridiplantae; Streptophyta; Magnoliopsida; Poales; Poaceae. The record is from the annotation of a GenBank genome assembly.
AUGGAGAUCUCACAGCAACCCUUGCUCUUAGCCUCUCUUCUUCUGCUCUUCGUGUGGCUGUUGCUCCAGGCUUCACCUCGCAAGCAGCGCACUAAUGGCCAAGGCCGGCACAUCCCAAGUCCGCCGGCGCUUCCCGUCUUGGGCCACCUCCACCUCCUCAAGAAGCCGCUGCACCGCUCCCUAGCCGCGCUGGCGACCCGCUACGACACCGAAGGCGCGGGCCUCCUCCACCUCCGGUUCGGCGCCAAGCGAGUGCUCCUCGUCACCUCCCCGUCCGUCGCCGAGGAGUGCUUCACCGUCCACGACGUGGCGCUCGCGGACCGCCCAGGGCUCGCGUCGCGCCGGGUCCUGACGCAGGACUGCCCCGCCAUCGCCAUGUGCAGCUACGGCCCGCUGUGGCGCCAGCUCCGGCGGCUCGCCACGGUGCACGCGCUCUGCGCGCACCGCCUGGCCGCCACGUCCGGCGCGCGCGACGCCGAGUCGCGCGCCAUGGCAGCCAAGCUCUUGCGGCGCGCCGCAGCCAGGCCCGUCGCCGUGAAGGCGGCGGCGUAUGAGUUCGCUGCCAACGUGAUCAUGGCCAUGGUCGCCGGGACGCGCAUGACGGGGGACCAGGUGCGACGGUUCAGGGAGAUGACGGAGGCCGGGCUCGCGGCCGCUGGCGCGGCGAACCGGCACGACUCCCUGCCGGUUCUCCGGAUGCUGGACUUCGGGAGGACGAGAAGGAGGCUUGCCGGCAUCGCCGAGGCACGGCGACAGUUCGGCCAGAGCAUCCUCGACGACUACAGGCAGCGGCGUCACCGUCACCCCGGCGGAGCAGACGACGAUGCUGGGGAGAGGGAGACCGCGAGGACGGUGCUCGGGGACCUGCUCCGGCAGCAGCAGGAGGAGCAGUCGCCGGAGCAUCUCGACGACGUGGUCGUUCGCUCCGUGUGCCUGAGUUUGCUACAAGGAGGGACAGACACAACAGCGAGCACAAUCGAGUGGGCCAUGGCGUUGCUGCUCACCAACCCGUCCGCCGCCAAGAAAGCGACGGCGGAGAUCGACUCCGUCGUGGGCACGUCCCGUCUGCUGCAGGAAUCCGACCUCGCCGGCCUCCCCUACCUCCGGUGCAUCGUCUCCGAGACGCUCCGGCUAUACCCUCUCGCGCCGAACCACGUCCCACACGAGGCGUCGCGCGACUGCGUGGUCGCCAGCGGCCACGCCGUCGCGCGCGGCACCAUGGUGCUGGUCGACGUGUUCUCCAUGCAGCGGGACCCUGCCGUGUGGGGGGAGCGGCCGGAGGAGUUCGUGCCGGAGCGGUUCAUGGACGGCGGCAGCGGUGUAGGUGGCCGGAGAGAUGGUGGGAGCAGCAGGUGGAUGAUGCCGUUCGGGAUGGGCCGGCGGAAGUGCCCCGGCGAGGGCCUCGCUUUGAAGAUGGUCGGAGUCACGCUGGGGGUUAUGAUGCAGUGCUUUGAGUGGGAACCGGAUGGAGGGAAGGAGGUGGACAUGAGUGAGGGCUCCGGUCUCACCAUGCCCAUGGCCACGCCUCUUAUGGCCGUGUGCCGUCCACGUGCAAACAUGGAGUCACUGCUCAAGGCUCUCUAG